Manis javanica (Malayan pangolin) is the source of this 2807-nucleotide messenger RNA. RefSeq names its product RAB12, member RAS oncogene family (gene RAB12). Gene Ontology annotation, biological process: Rab protein signal transduction. Lineage: Eukaryota; Metazoa; Chordata; Mammalia; Pholidota; Manidae. The record is from RefSeq and is a predicted model, not a curated record. Gene Ontology annotation, molecular function: GTP binding; GTPase activity.
CCGGGAUGCUGCUGCCGCUGCUGCGGGGCGGCUGCUUCCCGUCCUCCUCUCACGGCGGCGGUGGCGGCGGCGGCGGUGCGGACGCGGGAGGAGGGGGCCGGCCUGCGGCGCAGCUGCAGCGCGGACGCUGCGGGCCGCCGGGGCCUGUAGAGCUGCCGGACGCCGAGCCCGGGGCUAACGGCCUGCGAGCGGCGGAAGCCGAGGGGGCGGCGGAGCCCGGGGCGCGCGGCGGAGCCGGGCGGGGGCCGCAUGCGUGCAUGGAUCCGGGCGCCGCGCUGCAGAGGCGGGCCGCGGGCUCCCCAGCGCUGUCGGGCGGCCAGGCGCGCCGAAGGAAGCAGCCCCCCAGGCCGGCCGACUUCAAGCUGCAGGUCAUCAUCAUCGGCUCCCGCGGCGUGGGCAAGACCAGUCUGAUGGAGCGCUUCACCGACGACACCUUCUGCGAGGCCUGCAAGUCGACCGUGGGUGUUGACUUUAAAAUCAAAACUGUAGAACUAAGAGGAAAGAAAAUUAGGUUACAAAUCUGGGACACAGCAGGUCAGGAGAGAUUCAACAGCAUUACCUCAGCUUAUUACAGAAGUGCCAAGGGGAUCAUAUUAGUAUAUGAUAUCACAAAGAAGGAGACAUUUGAUGAUUUGCCAAAAUGGAUGAAGAUGAUUGAUAAGUAUGCUUCAGAAGAUGCAGAACUUCUCUUAGUUGGAAAUAAGUUGGACUGUGAAACUGACAGAGAAAUCACCAGACAGCAAGGUGAAAAGUUUGCACAGCAGAUAACUGGGAUGCGGUUCUGCGAAGCGAGUGCCAAGGAUAAUUUCAAUGUGGAUGAGAUAUUUCUGAAACUUGUUGAUGACAUUCUGAAAAAGAUGCCUCUGGAUAUUUUAAGGAGUGAGUUGUCCAAUAGCAUCCUCUCUUUGCAACCAGAGCCUGAGAUUCCGCCAGAACUGCCUCCACCGAGACCGCACGUCCGAUGCUGUUGACUGGCUACUUUGGAGACAAAGUGGAAACUAUUCCUGGAAAGGGGAAAAUGUUCUGUUCUGCACUACAAUCAUUUUGACAAUUUCCUUUCGCACUUUGUAACCCAAGUCAGAGCUAUACACUAACUUGUAAAUAUGCAAAUAUGCACUCCUGGGUAGUUUUGGUUACAAAUUACAUAUUUCCCUCCAAAUUAUUUUAUUUCGCUCAUUAUCCCAGUGUCUAGUGUGCACACACUGGGAGACAAAGUACUUCUAAUAUGAAGAGUGGGAGAAAUGAAAGGUAUAAUGUUUCUUGAAAUAAAUAAUAUAAUUGUCCUUAAUUAUAUUAUGAGGACAGAAGAUACUAAUAAGAAAGAAUGUGGUGCUUUGCUUGCCGUUUUAAAGAAAAUUUGUAAAACUAAAGAUUUUGGCAGGAGAAGCUAUCUUAAGUGCUUUUUCUUUAUUUACAAGAUAUUUCCCCUAGCUGUAGCAUCUCUGAAGUAUUAGGGUGUUUCUUCCACAAAGCAGAGCUCCAUUCAUACUGUCAUUGAAGGCUAUUUAUUAACGUUACAUAAUGGUAGAAUAUUAUUAGAGGGAAGCAUUUGACUUGGUUCUGAGGCCACAGAGUCUCUCUCAUGGUUUCCUAAUAGACAUACCCUAUGCUUUUAAAACUACAAAGAUUCAAUAAAGAAAGAAGUGUUUUUGAAACUAUAGAAGAUUUUAAAAACAACGCUGCUGUCCUAAACAAAUCCUGUUUAAAGGAAUUUUAAAGAGAUACAUCUUACUAUGUCAAAAGAACAUACAUGUAUUUGCCUAAACAUCCUACACCUUUGUAAUGGUAAAAUUCUGCCCCUUAAAAGUGAAGUUUAUUCUUAACAAGCCCAGACUGUGUUCUUUUUUUUUGAAUUUGUGAACUCUAUCUUUGGUAUAUCUUUUAUUAAACUGCACUGUUUUGUUUAGUCAAGGUAUAUAAGUGAUUAUGUAUUUGAGUAACUUGGUGUGUCUUUUGAGUGUUGUGGUAUGAAAAGCAUUGUGGUCUUUCUACACUAAUGAAGUACAAAUAAAAUUUUGUAUUUAUGAAUGACAGUUGAGUUAACAAAUUUAUUUAUACAAUUAUAAAUUGUUUAUCUGAAAACAUUCUUCAGAAACACUACAGUUUAAUCUUCUGAGUGUUUUAGAAAAGGAAGAUACGGUGCCAUUUGCUGUGGAAAACAGCUGGCAGCUUCUCAAAAGGUUAAACAUAGGGAACUGUAAUAGAUUCCUGAAAUUCCAAUUCUAGGUAUAUACCAAAAUAAAGAUUAAUAGCAGGGACUCAAACAGAUACUUAUAUAGCAGUGUUCAUAGAAGCAUUAUUCACAGUAGCCAAAAGGUGGAAACAUGUUAAAUGUCCACCCAAAGAUUAAUGGAUAAACAAAAGUAUGUACAAACAGUAGAAUAUUACUCAACCUUAGAAAGGGAAAUUCUGACAUGCUCCAGCACAGGUGAACCUUAAGGACAUUAUCUAAGUGAAAUAAAUCAGUCACAGAAGAACAAAUACUAUAUGAUUCCACUUACAAUGGGGUCCUUAAGGUGGUCCGAAUUCACAGAGACAGAAAGGAUGAUGGUUGCCAGGGGCUGGCAGAAGGGGUGUGGGGGAGUCAGUGUUUAAUGAGGACAAUUUGGGAUGAUGGAAAAGUUCUGGAGAGGAAUCAUGGAGAUUGUUGUGCACUAUGUAAAUGUACCAAAUGCCACUGAACUGCACAAUUUGAAAUGGCUUGUAUUACUGCCCUCAGGAAAAUUGCCAAUUAAUGUAUGUGUGUCCAUAUAAAUGGAGAACAAAAUCCAAGAAAGUAUGAAUAAAAAUCACCUAAGAUUCCAAGA